CAUUCACAUUUCAACCAUCUCAAACUCAAAUCACAAAACAACACCGUCCACAAUCACCUACAUGGAAAUUAACACUUCUCUUCCUUUUCUUACCCAAGAAGAUUACAAUAACCUCUUUCAAGACAUUAUUAAUCCCAACACUUUCAAGAAACGUAUUAGAAAAGACCAAGGUGACCAACAACACAAACCAAAGAAACAAAACACUACCAACAACAAUAACAAUAUUAAGGAUAUCUUAGCUUCACUUAUGCUUUUAGAAGAAGAAGAAACCAUAGAACAAAAGAAGUACUUAUUAGAUUCACAACAACAUAGAGAUAUGUUCAAUUCAAAUUUCAACAACCAAACACAAACCAUGAAUCAUUACAUGGAAGAACUUCAAAACCAUUACUCUCAGCUAGACCAACAUCAUCAAACAACAACAAAAAAAGCUCGUAUGUCUGCUAUUACAGCUGCUUCAGCUAUUGUAUCUGGUCCAGACCAACGUGGUCUGGACCAGCCCGGUACAGAUUCAAAAGAUAUUAUCAACCAGCAGCCUAUUCAACGUAGGCUGUGGGUGAAAGACCGGCCUAAAGACUGGUGGGAGAGUUGCAACCGUGAAGACUUCCCGGACGAUGAAUUCCGGCGAUGUUUUCGGAUGAGUAAACAAACUUUCAACAUGAUCUGCAAUGAGCUGGAUUCAUCGGUAACGAAGAAAAACACGACGCUUCGAGAUGCUAUUCCGGUUCGCCAGCGCGUGGCGGUAUGUAUAUACCGUCUGGCGACUGGCGAACCGCUGAGGCUGGUUUCGAAGAAAUUCGGGUUAGGAAUAUCCACGUGUCAUAAGCUUGUGUUAGAAGUUUGUGCAGCUAUUAAAUCAGUUUUAAUGCAGAAGUUUCUUCGUUGGCCAGAUGAAGAAACAACGAAGGAAACGAAACAAGCGUUUGAGGGUAGUUUCGGUAUUCCAAAUAUUGGUGGUGUAAUGUAUACUACUCAUGUUCCUAUAAUUGCACCUAAGGUAAAUGUUGGUUUAUAUUUUAACAAAAAACUCACUGAAAGAAACCAAAAAACUAGCUAUUCAGUAACUGUUCAAGGUGUGGUAAAUAGUAAAGGUGUUUUUACUGAUGUGUGUAUAGGUUGGCCUGGCUCAAUGCAAGAUAAUACAGUUUUGGAAAAAAGUGCUUUAUAUGAGAGGGCCAAAUUAGGAAAUUUGAAGAAUAUUUGGAUAGUUGGAAAUUCAGGUUAUUCACUUAUGGAUUGGGUUUUAGUGCCAUAUAAGCACCAAAAUCUGACGUGGACACAACAUGGAUUUAAUGAGAGAAUUGGUGAAAUUGAGAAAAUUGGUAAAGAUGCUUUUAGUAGGUUGAAAGGUAGGUGGGGGUGUUUGAAGAAAAGGACUGAAAUUAAGUUGCAAGAUUUACCUGUUGUUCUUGGUGCUUGUUGUGUGCUUCAUAAUAUUUGUGAGAUUAUGAAUGAAGAAAUGGAUGAUGAAUGGAAGUUUGAGGUUUUUGAUGAUGAAAUGGUUGUUGAAGAUGGUGCUUGUUCUUUGGAUUCUUUGAAGGCUAGAGAUCAAAUUGCUCAUUAUCUAUUACAUCAUGGUCGUGCUAAUACUGCAUUUUUCUAAUUCUUUUUAUUUAUUUGUAUUAGAGUUAUGUAACCUCGAUGUCUUCGAGAAAUUAAAAAAAAAACAAUUUGUAUUAUAUUAUAGACCUAUAUUAUAUUUUGGUUAUGUCUUUUUUAAGAUUGUAGUAAAAAUGAAGAAUAGUGACAUUAGUUUAGAGGUCUAAGAUCUUUAUGUUAUUAUAAUGAUUUCAAUUAA
This is a messenger RNA of Medicago truncatula (barrel medic), 1795 nucleotides long. RefSeq names its product protein ALP1-like. Bases 62 to 1600 code for a protein of 512 amino acids. The record is from RefSeq and is a predicted model, not a curated record. The transcript has a single exon. NCBI's taxonomy places the organism in Eukaryota, Viridiplantae, Streptophyta, Magnoliopsida, Fabales, Fabaceae.